AUGGGGGUUUCAGGCACUAUGGAGUUCUUGUCUGAUCUGCUAAGCAGUGCUAAAAAGGGCAAGAAAAAGAAGCAGAUGAAUACUGUAUCUCUCAAAGUCAGAAUGGAUUGCGAAGGCUGUGCACUUAAAGUCAAGAAGGCACUCUCUGCAGUAAAAGGGGCGAAAUCUGUGGUGAUCGACUUGAAGAACCAGAAGGCAUCAGUAACUGGUUUUGUUGAUCCAAAGAAGGUGUUGAAGGCUGCUAAAGCAACUGGGAAAAAAUCUGAGCCAUGGCCGUAUGUACCAUACACAAUGAUAGCUCACCCUUAUGUUGCUGGAGUUUAUGACAAAAAGGCACCUCCAAAUUAUGUUAGAGGCACUGAUGAUCCAGCAGUUGCCACUCUUAAUCCAGUUGAAGAACAAUACACGCUCAUGUUUAGUGAUGAUAAUCCAAAUGCAUGCUCUGUUAUGUAA
Molecule: messenger RNA, 453 nt
Organism: Fraxinus pennsylvanica
Lineage: Eukaryota; Viridiplantae; Streptophyta; Magnoliopsida; Lamiales; Oleaceae
Source: the annotation of a GenBank genome assembly